Molecule: messenger RNA, 2142 nt
Organism: Kluyveromyces lactis
Lineage: Eukaryota; Fungi; Ascomycota; Saccharomycetes; Saccharomycetales; Saccharomycetaceae
Gene: HSP82
Product: Hsp90 family chaperone HSP82
Exons: 1
Coding region: 1-2142 (713 amino acids)
Biological process (GO): cellular response to heat; protein stabilization; protein folding
Cellular component (GO): protein-containing complex; plasma membrane; perinuclear region of cytoplasm
Molecular function (GO): ATP-dependent protein folding chaperone; ATP hydrolysis activity; ATP binding
Source: RefSeq, a predicted model, not a curated record
AUGGUUAAUCAAGAGACAUAUGAGUUUCAAGCUGAGAUCACUCAGUUGAUGAGUUUGAUCAUCAACACUGUUUAUUCUAACAAGGAGAUUUUCUUGAGAGAGUUGAUUUCCAAUGCUUCGGAUGCUUUGGAUAAGAUUAGAUACCAAUCUUUGUCAGAUCCAAAGGUUUUGGAGACUGAACCAGAAUUAUUUAUUAGAAUUACUCCUAGACCAGAAGAAAAGGUGUUGGAAAUCAGAGAUUCUGGUAUUGGUAUGACCAAGGCUGAAUUGAUUAACAAUUUGGGUACCAUUGCCAAGUCAGGUACCAAGGCUUUUAUGGAAGCAUUGUCAGCCGGUGCAGAUGUUUCUAUGAUUGGUCAGUUCGGUGUUGGUUUCUACUCUUUAUUCUUGGUCGCUGACAGAGUUCAAGUUAUCUCCAAGCACAACGACGAUGAACAAUACAUCUGGGAAUCCAACGCUGGUGGUUCUUUCACCGUUACCUUGGACGAAUCCAACGAGAGAAUCGGUAGAGGUACUGUGUUGAGAUUGUUCUUGAAAGAAGACCAAUUGGAAUACUUGGAAGAAAAGAGAAUUAAGGAUGUUGUUAAGAAGCACUCUGAAUUCGUUGCUUACCCAAUUCAAUUACUCGUCACCAAGGAAGUCGAAAAGGACGUUCCGGUUGCUGAAGAAGAAGAAGAAGUAAAGGAAGAGAAGAAGGAAGGAGAAGAAGAAGAAGAUGACAAGAAACCAAAGUUGGAAGAAAUUGACGAAGACGAAGAAAAGAAGGAUGAUGAACAAAAGACUAAGAAGGUCAAGGAAACUGUCAAGGAAUUGGAAGAAUUGAACAAGACCAAGCCUUUGUGGACCAAGAACCCAUCCGAGGUCACCCAAGAAGAAUACAAUGCCUUCUACAAGUCUAUUUCCAACGACUGGGAAGACCCAUUGGCCGUGAAACAUUUCUCCGUUGAAGGUCAAUUGGAAUUCAAGGCUAUCUUGUUCGUUCCAAAGAGAGCUGCAUUCGACCUGUUCGAAUCCAAGAAGAAGAAGACCAACAUCAAGUUGUACGUCCGUCGUGUCUUCAUUACCGAUGAAGCUGAAGAAUUGAUCCCAGAAUGGUUAUCCUUCGUUAAGGGUGUUGUUGACUCUGAAGAUUUGCCAUUGAACUUAUCCAGAGAAAUGUUGCAACAAAACAAGAUCAUGAAGGUUAUCAAGAAGAACAUCGUCAAGAAGAUGAUCGAAACUUUCAACGAAAUCGCGGAAGACUCUGAACAAUUCGACAAGUUCUACACCGCCUUCUCGAAGAACAUCAAGUUAGGUAUCCACGAAGAUACUCAAAACAGAGCUGCUUUGGCUAAGUUGUUGAGAUACAACUCCACCAAGUCUGUUGACGAAUUGACUUCUUUGUCCGAUUACGUCACCAGAAUGCCAGAACACCAAAAGAACAUCUACUUCAUCACCGGUGAAUCUAUUAAGGCCGUUGAAAAAUCUCCAUUCUUGGAUGCCUUGAAGGCCAAGAACUUCGAAGUCUUGUUCCUUGUUGACCCAAUCGAUGAAUACGCCUUCUCUCAAUUGAAGGAAUUCGAAGGUAAGCAAUUGGUUGACAUUACCAAGGAUUUCGAAUUGGAAGAAACUGAAGAAGAAAAGGAACAAAGAGAAAAGGAAGUUAAGGAAUUCGAACCUUUGACCACCGCUUUGAAAGAAAUCUUGGGUGACCAAGUCGAAAAGGUGGUUGUCUCCCACAAGUUGUUGGAUGCUCCAGCCGCUAUCAGAACCGGUCAAUUCGGUUGGUCCGCUAACAUGGAAAGAAUCAUGAAGGCUCAAGCCUUGAGAGACUCUAGUAUGUCUUCCUACAUGGCCUCCAAGAAAAUCUUCGAAAUCUCUCCAAAGUCUCCAAUCAUUAGAGAAUUGAAGAACAAGGUCGAAGAAGGUGGUGCUCAAGACAAGACUGUCAAGGACUUGACUAACUUGUUGUUCGAAACUGCAUUGUUGACUUCCGGUUUCUCCUUGGAAGAACCAUCUUCCUUCGCAUCCAGAAUCAACAGAUUGAUCUCCUUGGGUUUGAACAUCGAUGAAGAUGAAGAAGUUGAAGCUGCUCCAGAAGCCGCUCCAGAAGCUCCAGCUGAAGAAGCAAACGCUGAAACUGAAAUGGAGGAAGUUGAUUAA